Alosa sapidissima (American shad) is the source of this 3701-nucleotide messenger RNA. It is a transcript of the gene med16, whose product is annotated as mediator complex subunit 16. Bases 267 to 2771 code for a protein of 834 amino acids. Gene Ontology annotation, biological process: positive regulation of DNA-templated transcription. Gene Ontology annotation, cellular component: mediator complex. The transcript has 14 exons. Gene Ontology annotation, molecular function: protein binding. Lineage: Eukaryota; Metazoa; Chordata; Actinopteri; Clupeiformes; Clupeidae. The record is from RefSeq and is a predicted model, not a curated record.
AGUAAAGGUGACUACAAGAGGAGAAAAAAAUGAUAGCGUCAUCUACAGGUGGAUGACCACAUAACGGUUGUUGUUCUUUUACUCCACGUCUGUAGGUGGCACUAGUAAGCACAAUGCCAGGCAACAUCGAAACAUAACUCAUAGGAAAGCAAAGAAGCCCGGGUGAAGAAGGGUGAAACAAAUGAAGAGUUAGCUAGUGUUACAUCGCAAUAUUAAAACUCUUACUCCUACCAAGUUGACUUACAGUUAACUUUCAUGAACAGAAGAUGGAAGUAGGAUAUGUCUGUGAGUGGGAGAAGAGACCCAGGAGCAACCAUUGCCCUUCAAUCCCGCUUGUGUGUGCAUGGUCAUGCAGAAACCUCAUCGCGUUCACCACCGAUCUUAAAAAUGAAGAGGAUGAAAAAGAUCUUAGCCGUAUGAUUCAUAUUAUUGAUACGGAGCAUCCAUGGGACGUGUACUCGAUCAACUCGGGCCACACAGAGGUGAUCAGCUGCUUGGAAUGGGACCAGUCAGGGUCGCGGUUGUUGUCAGCGGACGGCGACGGUCAGAUCAAGUGCUGGGCCAUGACGGAGCAUCUGGUGAACAGCUGGGAGAGCACGCACAGCAGCGCGGUGGACGGCGACCCCAUCGUGGCCCUGUCCUGGCUACACAACGGCGUCAAACUGGCCCUGCAUGUGGAGAAGUCGGGCUCCACUAACUUUGGGGAGAAGUUCUCGCGGGUGAAGUUCUCGCCGUCGUUGACGCUGUUCGGGGGGAAGCCGAUGGAGGGCUGGUUGGCCGUAACGGUCAGUGGCCUGGUGACCGUGUCUCUGCUCAAGCCCAACGGCGCGUUGCUAAGCGCCAGCGAGAGUCUGUGCCGCCUGCGGGGACGCGUGGCGCUCGCCGACAUCGCUUUCACGGGCGGAGGCAACAUCGUCGUCGCGGCGACGGAUGGGAGCAGCUCGUCGCCAGUGCAGUUCUACAAGGUGUGUGUGAGCGUGGUGAACGAGAAGUGUCGCAUCGACACUGAGCUGCUGCCCUCCCUCUUCAUGCGCUGCACCACUGACCCCGCGCGCAGAGACAAGUACCCGGCCGUCACGCACCUCAAGUUCCUCACGCGCGAGAACUCCGAACAGGUGCUGCUUUGUGCCUCUAGUCAGAUGGGCAGCAUAGUGGAGUGCUGGUCACUGCGGAAGGAAGGACUUCCUGUCAAUAACAUUUUCCACCAGCGCUCACCAGCCGUGGGCGAGAAGCAGCCCAUGAUCCUGAAGUGGCGAAUCCUCUCUGCCACCAACGACCUUGACCGCGUGUCUGCUGUCGCUCUUCCGAAGCUGCCCAUCUCCAUCUCCAACACCGACCUCAAAGUGGCGUCCGACACCAAGUUCUGCCCUGGCCUGGGCCUGGCUCUGGCAUUCCACGACGGCAGUAUUCAGGUUCUGCACCGGCUCUCUCUCCACACCAUGGGCGUGUACUACGGUUCUUCCUCCGGUUCCUCCCAGCGCGUGGGCGAGGAACCCGCUAUCAAGAGGCAGCGUGCCGGAGGCCCCACCAUCCACUUCAAGGCCCUGCAGUUCUCCUGGACCUCGCUGGCCCUGGUCGGAGUGGACAACCAUGGGAAGCUGCACAUGAUCCGUGUGUCACCGUCCAUGGGUCAGAUGCUGGACAUGAACACGCUGCUGCGCCACCUGCUGUUCCUGCUGGAGUACUGCAUGGUGACGGGCUACGAUUGGUGGGACGUGCUGCUCCACGUGCAGCCAGGGAUGGUGCACAACCUGGUGGAGCGUCUGCACGAGGAGUACAUGAGGCAGAACCAGGCCCUGCAGCAGGUUCUGUCCACGCGGAUCGUGGCGGUGAAGGCGUCGCUGUGUAAGUUGUCGUCGGCGACGGCGGCGCGUGCCUGUGACUUCCACGCCAAGCUCCUCCUCAUCGCUAUAAGCUCCACCCUCAAGUCGCUGCUGCGCCCGCACGUGCUCAGUACGCCCGACAAGAGUCCCGGUGACCGCCUGGCCGAGAUCUGCACCAAAAACACAGACACUGACAUCGAUAAGGUGAUGAUCAACCUGAAAACGGAGGAGUUCGUGCUGGACGGGCCGCCUCUGCAGUCUCUCCAGCAGCUCAUCCAGUGGGUCGGCGACUUCGUGCUUUACCUGAUGGCCAACCUGCCCAACCAGGGGUCAGUGGUGCGUCCGGGCUUCGGGUUCCUGCGUGACGGCGCGUCCCUGGGCAUGCUCAGAGAGAUGAUGGUGAUGAUCCGUAUCUGGGGCCUGCUGAAGCCGGGCUGCCUGCCCAUCUACACGGCCACCUCCGACAACCAGGACAGCAUGAGCCUCCUGUUCCGCCUGCUGACCAAGCUCUGGCUCUGCUCACGGGACGAGGGUCACCCCCAGGAGCCGGACGAGUCUUUGAUCGACGAGUGCUGCCUGCUGCCCAGUCAGCUGCUGGUGCCCAGUAUGGACUGGCUGCCCAUCAACGACGGCGUCAUCACCAAGAUGCAGAGCAAGCAGCCGCUGCGGCUACAGUUCGGCAAACCCUACACGCUGCCCAGCCUCACGUCCAACACACAGGUGGACAUCUUCUCCAGGAGCCCCGGGUCUCAGCGGAUGGAUAACCUGCGCUGUCUACACCUGGGGGUGUAUCCCACUGAGGACAGCAAGGCCUGCACCAGGUGUGGCUGUGUGACCAUGCUGCGCUCCCCCAAUAAGACCAACGCCAUGAAGCAGUGGGAGCAGCGCUGGAUAAAGAACUGCCUGUGUGGAGGCCUGUGGAGGAGGAUACCCCCUGUGCUCUCCUGACCGUCACACCUCAACAAGGGGGGGGGGGGGGGACUAUUACUCUCCUCACCGUCACACAGCACCCCUGGGGGGGCUAUAAAACAGACCUGUUUCUCUGUCUUAAGUGGCAGUAGAUUCAUCACCAGGGGAUAGAGAGAGACUGAGGAUGUGAAAUCCACACUUUGCUCUAACACCAGCAUAACAGAAUAACGAUAGUUAGGUGUGUGUGUGUGUGUGUGUGUGUGUGUGUGUGUGUGUGUGUGUGUGUGUGUGCGCGCGCGUGUGUGUGUGUGUGUGCUUGCAUGUAUGUUGCCCACCUGGCCAGACUCUUGUCUUUGCAGUAAGCAAGCCUGUCAUCUCCACUGAGCCACUAUGACCCACACAGUCACCUGGAGCUCUCUACUGUCACCACCAUCACAGUAAGUUACAGCCAGAGACCUCAGCAGCUGCUCCAGCAUUGAGUCUGACCCAUACGCGCUCCCUCAGGUCACUCAGCAUUGAGUCUGACCCAUACGCGCUCCAACAGGUCACUCAGCAUUGAGUCUGACCCCCACAGGUCACUGUGUCACAUCCUCAGCAGUACUAGGCAGCAUUAGAGACUCACUGUCUUUAAAACAUCCACAACACUGUGUUGUGCUCGUAGAAGUCCAUGGGAAGACUUCUAGUAGAACAUCUUUUCUUGUCAUGUACUGUAAAUAUUAUUAAUUUUUUUAUAUGUAUAUCUUUCUGUGUCUUUUUGUACUGGAUUUGUGAAACAGAAGCUUCAGAGACUUGACUAAAUGGUCAAGUGUAUUUUUUUGUGAGUCUGUUCAAAUUGAUUUGAUUGUAGUGUCGACCUACAGCCACAGAGAGGCGCUGUAUCUCAUUUAAAAGUCCAGUCGUGAUUGGCGGAGAUUUCUCCCUCCAUGUCUCGUUUGUGAUGUAAUAAAGCUGGAUUUGUACGAAAUUGAA